Echinops telfairi (small Madagascar hedgehog) is the source of this 2658-nucleotide messenger RNA. RefSeq names its product solute carrier family 25 member 42 (gene SLC25A42). Bases 505 to 1461 code for a protein of 318 amino acids. Lineage: Eukaryota; Metazoa; Chordata; Mammalia; Afrosoricida; Tenrecidae. Gene Ontology annotation, biological process: transmembrane transport. The transcript has 8 exons. The record is from RefSeq and is a predicted model, not a curated record.
UAUCAAUGGUGUCCCGCUUUACCAAUGUUAAAAUCUGGUCACCUUAUGCUUGGGGGAGGUAAACCUGGGAAUGGGGUGCUGGUAGUGAACACAAGUCUUGGGGCUGUGAAAGGAGAGACCUAUUUUCCACACCCCCCAUAUGCUCCUUAGGGACUAGGACUUUUACUACCACCUCUUAACUAUGCCUCAGCCACCAGCCCAGGAAGGUGGCAGCGAUGAGAAAUGGAAGCCAAGCUGGGCGGUUAAAUGAGGUGUCAAGGUCACAGGCUGGACCUGGCUUUCCCCAGCACCCGUGGGUGUGGCAGGGAGCCUGUGCGCCUGUCCUUCAGAGAAGGAGGCGGUCGACAAAAGUUCACGCACAGUCAUGCAGGGUUCCUGAAAAGGCAGCCGGCAGCACCUGUGAGCUGAACAUGCCUCCUGACCCUAGCCUUUCAGGCACCCACAGAGGCGAGUGGGGCAGGCGCAACGGGCAGCAGGACCAAGACUCCGCCCCGCAGGCCUGGGAUGGGGGAUGGUGUGAAGGAGGCUGCUGCACCCCUGCGGGAGGAGGCCGAGCCAGCCCUGCACGCCCCCACCUCCAAAAAGAGUGGCCGCCACGAAGUGCUCAGCUCCCUGCUAUCCGGGGCCCUGGCCGGAGCGCUCGCCAAGACGGCAGUAGCCCCACUAGACCGAACCAAAAUCAUCUUCCAGGUGUCUUCAAAGAAAUUCUCUGCCAAGGAGGCCUUCCGGCUGCUGUACUUCACCUACCUCAAUGAGGGCUUCCUCAGCCUGUGGCGUGGGAACUCAGCCACCAUGGUGCGCGUGGUGCCCUACGCCGCCAUCCAGUUCAGCGCCCACGAGGAGUACAAGCGGGUGCUGGGGCGCUGCUAUGGCUUCCACCACAGGGCCCUGCCUCCCUGGCCCCGGUUCCUCGCGGGGGCACUGGCUGGGACAACGGCCACUUCGCUGACCUAUCCACUGGACCUGGUCCGAGCUCGGAUGGCCGUGACUCCAAAGGAGAUGUACAGCAACAUCUUUCACGUCUUCAUCCGCAUCUCCCGAGAGGAGGGACUCAAGACCCUCUACCACGGCUUCACGCCCACCCUGCUGGGCGUCAUCCCGUACGCGGGCCUCAGCUUCUUCACCUACGAGACGCUCAAGAGCCUGCACAGAGAGUACAGUGGCCACCGGCAGCCCUACCCCAUGGAGCGCAUGAUCUUUGGGGCCUGCGCCGGCAUCAUCGGGCAGUCAGCCUCCUACCCGCUGGACGUGGUGCGGCGGCGCAUGCAGACAGCCGGCGUCAUGGGCUACCCACGCGCCUCCAUCAUGCGCACGAUGUGGACCAUCGUGCACGAGGAGGGCGCCGUCCGCGGCCUCUACAAGGGCCUGAGCAUGAACUGGCUCAAGGGCCCCAUCGCCGUGGGCAUCAGCUUCACCACCUUUGACCUCAUGCAGAUUCUGCUGGAGCACCUGCAGCAUUAGGGCUCCUCGCGCACAUGCCCCAGCCCUGGUUUCCAAGCCCCAGAGAGCCAGGAGCCCCAGUCCCCUCCACCCCAUUGGCCCAGAGUGCAGUGGGGGGAGGGGCUCCGUGGGGCCCUUGCAGGGGCUGUGCAUUUACAGGGCCUGUGACCCCUCUAAGCACAUAAGCUCAGAGCCAGACCCUGCCACCCCUGUUGGCUCUGAGCCAGGGGGCAUUGUGGAGAUGAGUGCAGGGGGAGGGGCCUGGCCUCCAGCGGUGGCACUGCCCUCCCCAGUCUGGAGCCCAGCUUUCGCUGCCAUAUCAACAGCCCGGAGCCCUGCUCUAUAUUUACUAUGUAGUGGCGACUCUUUGGCCCCGUGUGUGUCCCUCUUGGCUAGACCCCAGUUUCCACAGCGAGGGUAGCUGGAGAAGGUGGGGGUAUCCCAGGUACCCUGGGCUGCCCACCCACCCUGGCUCUGAGCUCCACUCGCCAUUGGCCAGAAGCUCAACGCAGACCCAGCCCUCUGUGUGUAGGCAUCAUGGCCCUGGGCGUCUGUGGCUGGUCGCGCCCCAGGAAGGCUUGUCCCCAGGGGGGUCGAGCCUGGCGCAGUCUGGGUCAUCUCAGGCAACAACUCUUUCCUAAUGGCCUUUGCGCUUUUGACCUGGUCUUUCCCACAUGGUGACCCAGGAGGUGCCUCCGCCUCACCUGGGGUGGUGUGCCCGCAAGCAGAGGGCUGAUUCUAUGUCUGGAAUCAGCCAGGCAUUACCACACAUGACUUGUACACACCCUGCCCUUGGCACGGCUCUCUGACCUGCAGGUGUGACAGCCCCUCUUCCUCUCCAUUAUCUGCCUGCCUUACCCUGGGGUCCCCAGCAGCCCAGACAGUCUGGGGUAACAAGGGGGGGCAGCCCUUUACCACCCCCUAACCCUCGCUCACCCAGUGCUUAAGAGGCAGGGGCCUGGGGACCCCAGGCCGGGUGGACGGGUAGGGGGUGCCCAGGGGGUGCCCGGCAAGACAGGAGGGCAGGUGAGGCUUCUGGCCAUGCGGUCCCAUGGAGAGUCCUGGCAGUGCCACCCUUGGGCCCCGCUGCUGCUCCCGCCCCUUCUCCGGGGUAACACUUCUGUUGCCAUGAAGACACUUUGUUUAUAUAGAAUGUCUAUAUUUUAAAGAUUUGUGUCAAGAGAGUAUAUUUAAUAAAAAUUAAAAUCACUUUUUCUA